Molecule: messenger RNA, 1769 nt
Organism: Polypterus senegalus (gray bichir)
Lineage: Eukaryota; Metazoa; Chordata; Cladistia; Polypteriformes; Polypteridae
Exons: 2
Coding region: 468-1190 (240 amino acids)
Source: RefSeq, a predicted model, not a curated record
ACACACACACACACACACACACACACACACACACACACACACACACACACACACACACAUACAUACAUACAUAGGCAGACUGUGUAAAAAGAACCCAAUAAAACUUUAAUAACGAGUGAAAAUCGCAAGACACCCCUUGCCAACCCCCCUUCAUCCCUCAAACGCACGCCAGGGAGACAGCAAAGCACGAGUUACAGCAGAACGACUUAACGUACGUACAGUAUUUAUAACCACCUUACUCAUAAGCUAUGUGACUCAAGGACAUCUAAAACAACGUCUUCCAAACCAGAACUCACUUUUCACGCAGUUCUCCUCAUCCGAAUUAAGAUCAAAAUGAAGAAAAGGCGCGCCUAAGUUAACGUCACAGCUGGGGCAAAGGUCAACAAUGAAAAUUAAAAUGGUCAAUUUUGAGUAAAAAUCAUUUGAAAUAUUUUUGCUUAACGUACUCAAAUCCAGAUGACCAAAUAAUGGAUUUUAGGGGAGUUUUAACGAUAUUAAAAGUAACCCGUUUCCCGAGCGCGGGUCGCAGAACUCCUGCGUCCACGCGCGGCUUCCGCUUUCUACUCUGCCUGCCCGCCUUUUUCAGCGCGCUCGCCCUCGCUGCAGUCCUGCGGGUACGAAAGCGCGCGGCCGUCCACCUCAGCAGGGGACAGGGAGGAAGCCGGCGGGCGGCAGAUGCACUGCGGAGGCACAGCGAGAGGCCGAGGACUGGAACGCUGACUGUGAGAGGUGAGUGCAGAGCUCUGGAAAGAAGACAAGAAAGGCGCCGAAGCAGAGUCCGAUACCCGAGUCCGUCUCUAAUGACGCAGUUGUGUUUGAGUUUUAUUACAACUUGCUGGCUCACAAGACUGAAAAGCGGCCUCUUAUUCAAAAACGGGGCCUUCAGGCCUAUUAAUCGGCCUGGCUCCAGACUACACGGCCCGUCAAACCAAAAUGAAGCCAAGACUCGAAAAGGGAGAAGGGAAGCAGAAACACAGAACAGAUGUCCAAUUUCGGCCAGCGUUUCUCCCUUGGCUGAGGUUCAAAGUCGCGUCUCGUGUCUCUUCUGCCCAUUUGUGUGCCAUUCAUUUGUAUUUGUGUUUCUUUUGUUUAUGAUGUGCCUUGUCCUUUGUGUUUAUUUGCUUAUGUCCCAUCAAGGGGCGGGGCCACCUGUCAAUCACUGCCAGGAACCGCCCUCAUACCCUCUCUAGAUUGGAGGCCCUUCUGUCCUCCCUGGUGGUUCAAUUCGAAUGGACGAGGGAGUGGAGGGUCGACUUGUGUGUUGCUGUGCCCUUUUGCUUCUGUGCUUUCCUGGAUUUUUGGAACGUGUGCUCUGCUCGUGACUUCACCGUGGGAUUCUGUGUUUGCUGUGGUUUGACUUGCGAUUUGUUUUGUGCUCAUAGGAGCUUCUUGUAGUGGACAGCCUUUUUAUUUUAUAAAGAGUCUUCUGGGCCCCGUUUGAAUCUGACUGGGAUUUGAACAGCAACCACCACCCCUUGAACUGGUAUUUCUGGGACUUCUGGGCUUUUGGAACUCCUGAGUCACAACACAGUAAAGUGAAAGAAUGUAUUACAAUACAUUUAGAAAGAAGACAACGACAAAAGACUGGAACCGAGAUGUUUAUGUAAAAUCUUUAACCCGUAGGGCGGCGUGGUGGCUCUCUGGCUAAAAACCUGGCAGUGACAGAAGGAGUGCCACUCCGCUGGGCCCUUGAGUAAGGGCCCUUAACCUGCCAUGACUCCACAAGCCCUGUGUGACCGACCCCAAAACUCUCUGUUGGGUAAGCGAAA